AUGGAGGAUGAAACAAAUGUUAUUUCUACCACUUCAACGCCAGGCGCAUUUGACAACAGCUAUUAUUUUUGUAUUUGCAAUCAUAAUGAUCUAGUGCCAAUGCAAGAUGUUGUAGAAAACAUUGUUUAUACUGAGCCCCUUGGACUUACCAUAAAUCAUGUUCAAAAAGAAUAUACAAUUUCUUCAAAAUCAAACAGAAUGCCAAACAAAAGAUUGGUUAACAAACUGCAAAAUGUAAUAGAUGAAAUUGGGGCAAAAACUAGGCUUCAAGUUCUUGCAUUUAUCGCAGAAGGAAAUGCAAAUAGUCAGGUUGUAAGAGCUGAUAUGUAUGGUUCAGACAUAUUAAAAAGAGUAAUUCAUCCAUAUAAAGAAUUGAUGUUUGCGGAUUUUUUUAACAUUUUAAAAAGCAAUGAGGAAGUUACUGAAAAAAAUCCAGUGGGUUUAUUUACCUUGCCUCAACUAAAUAUUGAUGGGUAUCCUAUACCAUUGACUAAAUUAACACAAGCACAAUUGAGAUCGUUUAUACCCGUGAUGAUGAAGUACGCGACAGGACGAGCAAAACCAGGCUGGGGAAAAAUUAAUCUAAAACCAGAUUGGUGGCCAGAACGAGUUCCCUUUAAAAAUGUGAGAAUGGAUAUCAGAAGCGAGGAGGAAAAGUUGUUAUUGCCAUGGACGGAAGCCUUAAGAUUGGUGGUUUCAUCUUGUUAUAAAUUCUUUGAUAGGGAGGAUUUGCUUAAUACGGAUGUUAAGUUAAUUUAG
Molecule: messenger RNA, 759 nt
Organism: Brassicogethes aeneus
Lineage: Eukaryota; Metazoa; Arthropoda; Insecta; Coleoptera; Nitidulidae
Source: the annotation of a GenBank genome assembly